Messenger RNA from Camellia sinensis, 405 nucleotides. The record is from RefSeq and is a predicted model, not a curated record. Lineage: Eukaryota; Viridiplantae; Streptophyta; Magnoliopsida; Ericales; Theaceae.
AUGAGAGCUAUAGAAUUAAAUCCUUCAACAUCAACACUAGCAAUAGCAACCACAACUGCAAUGGUUAAUGAAAAUAUGGUUGCCACGACACUCACAACAACUAACAAUGAAAUUUCAAGUAUUGCAUUUUUGAAUUACUUCAUGUACAAUAAGGAAAGAAACAAACUAGGUGAUGUAAAGAAUUGCUUGCUCGGGAUAGCUACACUUAUCGUGACAUCAACCUUUCAGGCUGUACGAAGUCCUCCAAGUGGUGCAUGGCAAGAUAACAAUUCUAGUGGUGGUGGUUCUGCUUCAAAAGCUCACAUUACUAGGCAGGCAAUCAUGCAGUCGCACAGUUCAUUUCUGUAUGGCUUUUUCCUAAUGUUUAAUACAAUGGAAUGGGAUUCUUUGUCGUGCUUUACAUAA